Messenger RNA from Leguminivora glycinivorella, 751 nucleotides. RefSeq lists its product as uncharacterized. The transcript is spliced from 3 exons. NCBI's taxonomy places the organism in Eukaryota, Metazoa, Arthropoda, Insecta, Lepidoptera, Tortricidae. The record is from RefSeq and is a predicted model, not a curated record. Bases 82 to 450 code for a protein of 122 amino acids.
AUAACUUGAUGAGAAAGUAUUUUAUUAUUUUUCUUUUGUAGUUUUGCAAGUAUUUGCUGAAUUGGUCUGCGCUUCUGCCUAAUGUCUGUAUUACCUCGAGGUUACGAAUGCUGCCGGCCGUGUCCUAGGUACGGCUGCGUACGCGGCGAGUACAGCAUCUACUACAAACGGCCGCGCUACGGGCAGCCCCGCCCUCAGCCGUUCACAAGGGAGUGUGCCUGUUACUGCAGUGGACCCACUAACGCUCCAAUGGAACAGCCAUGCCGCUACGACAUGCCAUGCAAGGCGCACUGCUUCAAUCACGGCGCGUGCACGCGGCCCAGCGGACGCUACGCCCGCACCGUGUGGUACCCUGGCGAGUGCUGCCCCGCCGUCUCCCCCUGCCAGACCUUCACCUGUCCCAGCCCGCCCUACCAUCCGUGCUGCUUCCAGACGUGCAAUAAGUUCUGAGCCCUACCUAUACGGGCUGAGCAUUGUGAAGUGAUUUAUGAUAUGCGUCUGUCUGCUGCUUCUUGACGUGCAAUCAGUUUUGAUAGGUCCUGCCUAUACGGGCUGAGCAUUAUGAGGUGAUGUCGUGCUUGCAUAUGGGUCCUAUCUACAAGGGCUGAGUAUUGUUCGGAGAUGUGCGUCUGUAGCGUUGGACAACGUUUACAGAAAUAUGAAAUCCAGUUUCGUGUGACUAUUGAGUUUUGCAACUUAUUAUGAUUUGAAAUAUAUGUUUGUUUUUGGGUAUUUAAAUACCUGACUAACA